Messenger RNA from Cryptomeria japonica (Japanese cedar), 1380 nucleotides. RefSeq lists its product as uncharacterized. The record is from RefSeq and is a predicted model, not a curated record. Lineage: Eukaryota; Viridiplantae; Streptophyta; Pinopsida; Cupressales; Cupressaceae. The coding region runs from base 99 to 1289 and encodes 396 amino acids. The transcript is spliced from 6 exons.
AGCCUAUCUUCUUGGAUGUCCAAUACGUGGAGUGAUCCUAGAGCCAUGGAAAGCUAUGCAGAUGGGCAUACAAGGACAGGUCUCCUUAUUGGCAACAAAUGGUUGAUGCCAUUACCAUAUGCGAGGCGGGGUUCAAAGCCCCUAGUGAGAGUGAUUUGAGGGGACCCAUUUUGUCUCAAAUGGUGGAUGAUGUGAAGAAGGAUUUAGAUGAACAAUGCCAGAUAUGGAGUACUAAAGGUUGCACCAUCAUGACUAAUGGUUGGACGGAUAGGAGAAAUAGAACUCUCCUUAAUUUUCUUGUUUCUUCCACAGGGGGCACCGUUUUCAUCAAGUCCAUUGAUGCCUCUUACCUAUGUGAGCAGAUAGAGGAGGUGAUUGAAGAUGUGGGUGAGGAGAACGUGGUACAGGUGGUGAUCGACAAUGCAACAAAUUAUGUUGCUGUGGGUAGACUAUUGAUGGAGAGGCACCCAUCUAUAGUUUGGACUCCAUGUGCUGCUCAUUGCAUUGACCUCAUGUUGGAGGAUAUUGGAAAAAUCCCAUGGGUCAAGAGAUGUGUAGAAAGGGCAAGAAAUGUUUGCAAAUUUGUAUAUAAUCAUUCAUGGGUGUUGGCUCUUAUGAGACAAUACACAGAGCAGAAGGAGUUAGCUCGUCCAGGAAUCACAAGAUUUGCCACAAACUUCCUCACAUUGCAGUCCAUGCUUAGGUCUAAGUCUGCCUUGAGACGUAUGAUUGUUGGUGAGGAGUGGUCUUCCUCAUCCUAUGCUACCACCCUUGCAGGGAAAGAUAUGGCAGACUGCAUUUUUGAUGAGCAAGGCUUUUGGGUCCCUUGUGAUGAGAUAGUGAAGCCCUUGGUGGUUUUGUUGCGAGUUGUGGAUGGAGAUAAGCCCACAAUGGGCUAUAUAAAUGAGGGCAUGGAUAGGGCGAAGGAGGCCAUCAGAUUCAUCUAUGGAGGAGAUGAGAGCAAGUAUGGUCCCAUUUGGGAGAUCAUUGAUAGGAGAUGGCAUCAUCAGCUUCAUAGGCCCAUCCAUGUGGCAACCUAUUAUCUGAAUCCGACAUUCCGUUUUAUCCCUUCUUUCAAGGCUGAUGUGGAGGUCCUUAAUGGGCUAUAUGAAAUCAUGGAGAAGAUGGGACCUGCUGGUACUUCUCAGAUAGACCUUUUUCGAGAGCUACAGUUGUUCUCAGAUGCACAAGGGGAGACCUUCUCUCGUCUUGUUGCCAAAGAUGGUAGGACAACUAUGAUGCCAGAUCAUUGGUGGAACUUUUUUGGCCUAGAGACACCAAAUAUUUAGAAGUUGGCCAUUCGCAUCUUGAGCCAACCAUGCAGCGCAUUAGGUUGUGAGCGCAAUUGGAGUAUGUUUGAGCACAUACACUCCAAGAGGC